Molecule: messenger RNA, 698 nt
Organism: Anastrepha obliqua
Lineage: Eukaryota; Metazoa; Arthropoda; Insecta; Diptera; Tephritidae
Gene: mRpL14
Product: 39S ribosomal protein L14, mitochondrial
Exons: 1
Coding region: 117-641 (174 amino acids)
Biological process (GO): translation
Cellular component (GO): mitochondrion; ribosome
Molecular function (GO): structural constituent of ribosome
Source: RefSeq, a predicted model, not a curated record
UUGUACAACGUGGAACAGCUGAUCAGCUGAACCGUGCGGUUGAAUUAGUUUUAUAAUUUUUCUGUAUAACUGUUUAUACAAUACUUUAAGAAAAAUAAAUUAACAAUUUGCUCAAAAUGUCGAAAAUAAUGUCUAUGGGCGUAAAAGCUUGUUCACCUGCACGCAUUUUUCUUCGAUUAAACACAACUCCAGCCGUUACCAAUGUCUCAGUUCAAACGCAUAUGGAGCAGCGGCAACAGUUUCAUCUUACGCCAUCCUGUAGUGAAAUACGAAAAUUGGCAAGGCUGCGUGUUGUGGACAACAGCGAAAUAGGAAAACGUGCUAUGGCAGAGGGUAAACCACCACGCUGCAUUCACGUCUACAAUAAACGCUCUGUAGGUUAUAUUGGAGAUAAGGUGUUAGUUGCCAUCAAAGGGCAAAUGAAAAAGGGAAUAUUAGUUGGAUUGAAACAAAAUCAGAAACCGAAAAUUCCUAAGUUUGAUAGCAACAAUAUAGUGCUAAUUGAUGAUAAUGGUAGCCCACUGGGAACACGUAUACACGUUCCAGUUCCAACAAUACUACGAACAAUACUAAAAGAAAAAACUCAGGCCAAGGGAGCAGAUUACACUAAAGUUCUAGCUAUAGCAAGCAGAUUUGUUUAAUUGGUUCUCGCUGUUAAUACAUACAAAUAAAAAAUAUUCUUAAAUUCUAUGUUAAAA